This is a messenger RNA of Coprinopsis cinerea okayama7#130, 1650 nucleotides long. RefSeq names its product chaperone. The record is from RefSeq and is a predicted model, not a curated record. The coding region runs from base 1 to 1650 and encodes 549 amino acids. Gene Ontology annotation, cellular component: cytoplasm. Lineage: Eukaryota; Fungi; Basidiomycota; Agaricomycetes; Agaricales; Psathyrellaceae. Gene Ontology annotation, molecular function: protein-lysine N-methyltransferase activity. Gene Ontology annotation, biological process: peptidyl-lysine monomethylation; peptidyl-lysine dimethylation. The transcript is spliced from 8 exons.
AUGACUGAGAAUCUGCAUCAGACAAUAUUCGAGAUCCGAGACGCCUACCAAUUCUCAUAUCCUUAUGUGAGAGGCAUUCGCGUAAGGUGCCACACCGAAAACGCCUUCAUUAUUCUGUACAGUGUACGAUGUGCAAGAGACAACACCCUUCGCACCACAGCCACGCCCCCUAUUCCAGAACAUUCCCACGGCCAAAUUGUUUCCGCUCCCGGCCAACGCUACGUUUUCAAUCCAACCCUCUCCAGGCUCUCCGCCCCGCACUCCUCUUCUUCACCCAAUCCCUACAAACCAAAAGACUACAAAGUCAUGGCUACAGCAGUCAUCGUCGGCGUCACCGCAGUGAGCGCCGCCAUCCUCGGACGUUCGUUCAUCCGGCAAGGAUUAUUCGUUGGCAAGAACGCCGACAAGUGGGUCAAGGGAGGGUUUAAAGCCAAGAUGGACAGGAAGGAAGCCAUCGAGAUUCUGGGUCUCAAGUGCGUAUCUUCUGCUUCUCGCAUUGUACAAUGGACGGUCCAGCGCUCCGCAAAAACCUCAAAGACGCACACCGACGAAUCAUGUUGGCAAACCACCCCGAUCGAGGAGGCUCGCCUUACCUCGCAUCGAAGAUUAACGAAGCCAAAGAUCUCCUGGAAAAGAAUAUGCGAUGAUUCGUGUCUGCCCUUUCGCUUUCGUUCGCUCUCGUGGGGAGGUUGGUUGGAUAGCGUUGUAUCAUUUAGCAUAUUUACCCUAUUGGCAUUAAUAUCCGCCUGCUAUAAUAUCACCACUCAGAAUGCUCUCGCACAAGCUACUGGACACCAGCUUAUUCCUUCUCGACGAACGCCCACGACCAUGUCCACCGCCGAACUCCCUCCUUCUAAACUUGGAACCAAAGAACACUGGGACCAAGUGUACGAGCGCGAGUUGACCAACUUUGAAGAGAUUGGAGAUGAGGGUGAAAUAUGGCGAGUAUACGUUGACGAGCCUUUGCUGUUCGGCGAGGAUUCUGUCGAAAAAAUGGUUGACUGGGCAGUAGACAACAUCCCUCCAACUGAUAACCCGACCAUCCUUGAAGUGGGGAGCGGGAAUGGAACACUUCUGUUUGGGUUGCAUGAAGCGGGGUAUGGUCCAACGCUGUUGGCUGGCAUCGACUAUAGUAUGGGAGCCGUGAAGUUGGCGAGGGGAAUUGCGGUGCAGAAGACCAAAGAGGGUCGAGAUGAGGAGGACGAGGACGAAGCAGGAGAAGAGGUUGAAAAAGAAAGCGGGAAGGCAGGGGCAGACCAAAUCCUGUUCGAUCAGUGCGACUUUCUGGAAGACACGCCCCUUGCACUUCCAAUUCACAGUGAAGGCGCCAAACGGGAGAGGAAAACGGGAGUGUGGGACUUGUUGCUGGACAAGGGGACAUACGAUGCGAUUGCACUUGGGGAGAAGGAUGAACAGGGACGGUCGCCAGCUGUGAGAUACCCUGGGCGGGUGGUGAGGCUGUUGAAACCCGGAGGGAUUUUCUUGAUCACAUCAUGCAACUUUAUAGAAGACGAACUAAAAGCGAGCUUCUGCACUCAGGAAACCGGACUGGUUUAUCACUCCAACGUGCGACACCCAACAUUCACUUUUGGAGGUCACAGCGGAAGCAGUGUAGUCACAGUCGCGUUCCAGAAGCCCACCUCGGCGUAG